AUGUCGACAAUAAAUGAUUGGUCAACAUUUUCAAUUGAAAUUCAUAAAACAUUUUCAUCGAUAAUGCAUCAAGAAUUAGCAUUAAAGAAGGUUGGAAGUCGCCAACAAGCUUUUGAUGAAACUGUUUUACACUAUUAUAAUGAUAUGAUCGAGUUAUUUGAUAUGAUUGAUUUAAAUAUGAAUUAUCAUUAUAAAAUUGCUUAUUUAAAAGUUGGCCUUAAAACGUUAAAAAAAGAGGUGAUACGAAGAGAUCCACAAACCGUAGCACAAUUUCUGGAAUUAGCGCAAGCAGAAGAAAAAUUAGAUCUAUCAUUGAAUAUGGAAAUGAAUAAUUUACAAUUAUCACAUAUUGAUUCUAUAUCAGCAAUUAAAUCAUCGAUAAAACCUUACUCACCACCACCACAACAACAACAACAUAAAUGGUACAAAUCAUCAGCAAAUGUUAGAUGUUAUAGAUUGGUAGCCAAUGAUGGUUCAGCUCUCGCUAAAUUACAUUCUCUAUCAUUAAUUUUUAUUUCAACUUGGAUUAAUAGCAUUAGAGUUUCAACUAUGAUUGAUACGGGAGCAACUUCAUCGUUAAUUACAAUGUCAACUAUUAUUAAAUUAAAUUGUCAAGAUCAAAUUCAUAGACAAACAGGUGAAAUAACAUUAGAUGAUUCAGGAACAAAAAUAACUCAGCAUGGAUGGAUCUUUUUGAAUUUAAAAAUCAACAAUGACAAUUAUCAAAUAAGAGCUAUUGUUGUUGAUUGUUUAACAAAUCAUUUUUUUUUAGGAAUGAAUUUUUUAAGAAAAUAUAACAUAGAAAUAAAAAUUUCAUAA
This is a messenger RNA of Rotaria socialis, 819 nucleotides long. The record is from the annotation of a GenBank genome assembly. NCBI's taxonomy places the organism in Eukaryota, Metazoa, Rotifera, Eurotatoria, Philodinida, Philodinidae.